AUGGAGAAGCCCCGGCAGGUGGUGCGGAAGUUCCUGGCCCGGCCGCAGCACGAGGGCGCGGGCGCCGUCGUCCGCCGCAGCAUCGGGAGGUUCGAGCUGAGGUACUUCGAUCCGUUCCUUGUCCUCGACGAGUUCUCCGUUUCUGCUCCGGCCGGGUUCCCCGACCACCCACACCGAGGCUUCGAGACCGUCACCUACAUGCUUGAGGGCGCCGUGACGCACGAGGACUUCGAGGGCCACCGUGGCACCAUCAAGGCCGGCGACGUGCAGUGGAUGACGGCCGGCCGCGGCAUCGUGCACUCCGAGAUGCCCGCCGGCCCCGGCACGUCCAGGGGCCUGCAGCUCUGGGUCAACCUCUACUCCGGCAACAAAAUGAUCGAGCCCGGGUACCAGGAGAUCCAGAGCAAGGACAUCGCGUGCACGUCCGCGGACGGCGUCACGGUGCGCGUGAUCGCCGGCCACGCGAUGGGCGUCCGGUCGCCGGUGUGCACGCGGACGCCGACCAUGUACCUGGACUUCACGGUCCGCCCGCGAGGCGUGGUGCGGCAGCCCGUGCUCGCGUCGUGGAACGCCUUCGCCUACGUGCUGGAGGGCGAGGGCGUGUUCGGGGCCGAGCGGUGCGCGCCCGUCGGCGCCCACCACCUGCUGCUGCUCGGCCAGGGCGACGGCCUCGAGGUGUGGAACAAGUCCGACGACAGGCCGCUCCGCUUCCUGCUCAUCGGCGGCGAGCCCAUCGGGGAGCCCGUCGCGCAGCUGGGCCCGUUCGUCAUGAACACCGAGGAGGAGAUCGACAUGACCGUCAACGACUUCGAGUGCUACGCCAAUGGGUUUGAGAAGGCCAGGCACUGGAAAUCGCAGGCGAUGGUAGCGCUUGGCGUAGAGUAG
Messenger RNA from Miscanthus lutarioriparius, 885 nucleotides. The record is from the annotation of a GenBank genome assembly. NCBI's taxonomy places the organism in Eukaryota, Viridiplantae, Streptophyta, Magnoliopsida, Poales, Poaceae.